GUGGUGGUGUUGGACUCGCAGCUCCCAGUGGCACUGCCGAGCCAGCCACUCCCUGUGUCCUGCCUCUCCCUCCCCGCAAUCCAGCACUAAUGAAUAUUUCAGUCCCUCUGGGUGUUAUUUUUAGGUACGUGCGAGAGGGCCGCUUUCGCAUCGAGGAGAGGACACUGACGGCUUUCCAGUGGCUCUACUCCCCCCACCAGCACCGCAUCGUCAGCCGGGCAGACCUGGGCUCUCCCACCAGGAUCGACAAGACAAUGCUGGCCAGCCUGAAGAUCAAGAAGCAGGAGCUGCUGAACAGCGCGGAUGUGACGGUCCCGGAGCGGCCGCUGUCCCCCCCCCUGACGGCCCCCCCGACCAUGAAGUCGGCAGAAUUCUUCGAAAUGCUGGAAAAAAUGCAGGCACCAAAACUGGAAGAACAGAGGUCUGGAAGCCAGAAACACAAGGAAGACUACAUCCCAUACCCCAGCAUUGAUGAGAUCCUGGAGAAGGGCAGCCCAUACCCAUUGAUCAUCCUGCCCCAGUUUGGGGGGUACUGGAUCGAAGACCCAGAAAACCUUGGCACACCCACCUCGUCUGACAGCAGCAUCUGCGAGGAGGAGGAGGAGAACCUGAGCCCCAGCACCUACGGCUACAAGCUGGAGUGCAAGGGAGAGGCCAGAGCCUACCGCAAGCAUUUCCUGGGGAAGGAUCAUUUAAAUUUCUACUGUACAGCCAGCAGCCUCGGAAACCUGAUCCUUUCUGUUAAAUGUGAGGAGACAGAUGGCACAGAAUAUUUAAGGGUUAUACUCAGGUCUAAAGUGAAGACGUUGCACGAAAGGAUCCCACUGGCAGGACUCAGCAAGCUCCCAAGCAUCCCCCAGAUUGCAAAGGCCUUCUGUGAUGAUGCCUCUGGGCUGAAGUUUAACCCGGUUCUCUACCCCAAGGCAUCCCAGAUGAUAGUGUCCUAUGAUGAACAUGAGGUCAACAACACCUUCAAGUUUGGUGUGAUCUAUCAGAAGUUCAGGCAGACCCAAGAGGAGGAGCUUUUUGGCAAUAAUGAAGAGAGCACUGCCUUCAAAAACUUCCUAAGUUUUCUGGGAGACACCAUAACACUCCAGGACUUCAAAGGUUUUCGAGGAGGCCUGGAUGUCAGCCAUGGGCAGACGGGAGCAGAGUCUGUGUACACGGUGUUCAGGGACAGGGAGAUAAUGUUUCAUGUCUCUACAAAGCUGCCUUUUACCGAAGGAGACACACAACAACUCCAGAGGAAGAGGCACAUUGGCAAUGACAUCGUGGCAAUUAUCUUCCAAGAGGAGAACACGCCGUUUGUCCCAGACAUGAUUGCCUCCAACUUCCUGCACGCCUACAUCGUGGUGCAGGUGGAGAACCCCGAGGGGGAUAACACGGCCUACAAGGUGUCAGUCACAGCCCGGGAGGAUGUCCCCUCCUUUGGCCCAGCCCUGCCCAACCCGCCGGUGUUCCAGAAGAGCCCCGAGUUCCGGGAGUUCCUGCUGACCAAGCUCAUCAAUGCCGAGAACGCCUGCUGCAAGUCUGACAAGUUCGCCAAGCUGGAGGACCGGACACGGGCUGCCCUGUUGGACAACCUCCACGACGAGCUCCACGGGCACACGCAGACCAUGCUGGGGCUGGGGCCCGAGGAGGACAAGCUGGAGAAUGGGGGUCAUGGAGGCUUUCUGGAGUCUUUCAAGAGAGCCAUCCGUGUGCGCAGCCACUCCAUGGAGACGAUGGUGGGCAGCCAGAAGAAGCACCACGGCAGCGGCAUCCCGGGCAGCCUCAGCGGGGGCAUCGCACACAACAGCGGCGAGGUGACCAAGGCCACCUUCUCACCCCCUGUACCAGCCACUGCUGCCAAGAACCAGUCCAGGAGCCCCAUCAAGCGCCGGUCGGGGCUGUUCCCUCGCCUGCACACGACGUCGGAGAGCCAGGGGGAGAGCAGGACAAGGUGUGACAGUGUUUCUGGAGCCCAGAAGACACCAGAUUUGGGACAUUCUUCCCAAGAGAUGAAGUCUGAAACCUCGUCCAACCCUAGCUCCCCUGAAAUAUGCCCCAACAAAGACAGGCCAUUUAUCAAGCUGAAAGAGAACGGGCGCUCGAACAUCUCCCGUUCCUCCUCCAGCACCAGCAGCUUCAGCAGCACGGCGGGGGAGAGCGAGACCCUGGAGGAGUAUGACAGCGUGGGAAGCCAGCCCUCCACUGCAUCGCCAUUCAAGCAGGACGUGUUUGUCUACAGUGCUUCAUCUGGCAGUGAGAGCCCCGGCGCAGGAGCCAUGGCAACCCCUGUCAUCAUGAGCAGGAGCCCCACAGAUGUAAAGAACAGAAACUCUCCGAGGUCCAACCUGAAGUUUCGCUUUGACAAGCUGAGCCACAGCAGCUCCAACACAAGCCACUAGCAGGAGGAGGUAAUGAACCUGUCACAGAGAAUUUUUGUUUCAACAAAGGGAAAGCUCUUCAACACCCCAUGGGCCCCCACGUGCCCCAGCUGUGGGCAGUGAGGUGCCCACACCUGCCUUGCCUGCUGUGCCGGGAAGGAGCUCUCACCUUGCCACAGCCCUGCCCUGACAGGGACCAGCCACCUUUCCCCUUGCUCUACCCCUGCCCAGCACAUGCCCUGUGCCCCCAGCUCUGCAUGUGGGAGGGGAUGUGUCUUCAGCUGUGCCACCCACACGUGUGGCCAGGGCCGUGACCCCUCCGGGUGCUGUGCUGGGUCACCCCGUGGGCACCCACGUGUGCUGUGGCUGGUGGGCACCAGCU
This is a messenger RNA of Neopelma chrysocephalum (saffron-crested tyrant-manakin), 2751 nucleotides long. It is a transcript of the gene RAP1GAP2, whose product is annotated as RAP1 GTPase activating protein 2. NCBI's taxonomy places the organism in Eukaryota, Metazoa, Chordata, Aves, Passeriformes, Pipridae. The transcript is spliced from 25 exons. The record is from RefSeq and is a predicted model, not a curated record. Gene Ontology annotation, molecular function: GTPase activator activity. Gene Ontology annotation, biological process: regulation of small GTPase mediated signal transduction; activation of GTPase activity. Gene Ontology annotation, cellular component: cytoplasm; plasma membrane. Bases 90 to 2390 code for a protein of 766 amino acids.